Messenger RNA from Aspergillus lentulus, 1794 nucleotides. RefSeq lists its product as uncharacterized. The record is from RefSeq and is a predicted model, not a curated record. Lineage: Eukaryota; Fungi; Ascomycota; Eurotiomycetes; Eurotiales; Aspergillaceae.
AUGGCAUAUUGCAAUUUUUACCUUCUUGUGCUGCUACUGCAGUCGCUCCCCGUGUCGGCACAAUAUGUCGUCUCCUCCACCGCCGCCUGGUCCUCCCAGAUCAUUGCCUUCUGGGGGGCGAUCAUCAUAGCAGCGCAUGUCGGCAAGGUCGCCAGUGCGGGAACGGCUCUAUUCUCCAGUGUCCGUAUGGCCCUUCGCAUCCGGUCCAUGACCAACGCGCUGGCCCGCGGCAAUUGGUUUCUACACGCGGGUUGGGUCACCAACAAGGUCCGCACGGAUGUUGCUGUGGUGUGCUGGCGCACCCCCGAGGAUUUGCAGGGUUUGGUCCGCCGGGUGGCUAUGCAGAUAGAGAGCUUCGCCGCCGGCGGUGACUGGCAGGUUCUCGUGGUGGGCUGCCAGCUGAAAGAGCAACCCUCCCGUGAGAGCACGGUACAUUGGAUCAAAUGUCCUCGGAGUGAGAGCCUCUGCGGCGCAAAGGUCAAAGAAACAAACGAGAAUCUGUUUCCGCUGCAGGAAGCAGACCUUGCUUUUGCGCUGGACAUGCUGGAGCAGUCGCCGCCAGCGACGACAGAGGAAAUCGUGCGGGAGUUGGAGGCGAGGAUGGAUGUGCGCGCGUCGCGAUGUACAUAUAUUAAGGAGCAGCAACAAGAACUGCAGGUUACGGAGGCGACACUCUCGUGGGGUUGGAUAUUCACCUCCGUAGACCAUAACCUCACGCCAUUCUUGAAGCUGAGGAAGUGGACGAGUCCCUACGGCAGUGAGCGUGGGGCGCGAAUGGCCUGCGCUACGCGAAUGUAUCUCCUUGUACAUCUUCUUGUUGCCUGUGCUGUUGGACUCAUGGCUGCCGCGACGGGCCGUGGUCUUGCAGUCUGGUUCAUGACGGUGCGGCCCACCCUUGCGACAAUGGGAGGCAAGAAUGUCAAUGGGAACGAUAUCUUGCAAUCGCUGCUGUGCAUGGACGAGGCUGUUUUUCAGUACGAGACGGCAGACGGGUCGCCUUUGUUGGCGGGCGACGUUCUAGCUUCUUCCCUCCCGUGGUGGGCUACUACAUUAGCCUUUGCCAUGCCUGCUCUGGAAAUGGCCCUUAUCAUCGCAGGAUGGCUGUACGGUGGGCUGAAUGCGAAGAGACUGGCUCCCUCGGGGGUUGUUGGUCACGGAAUGCUCUGGCUGUCCGUCAUCGUGGGGCUUUCGCUGUGUAUCCGUGCCCUCUUCACGCUGCGCAAUCAGGGGAAAGGCCGUCUAGUAGGGAUUUGGCAUAAGCACGAGUUUGCGCAGUACACAAUUGGCGCUGAGUCGCUGGAGAUCUCCGCUUCCGAUCUCGCCCGUAUGGCAGGUGAGCCGUCUCCGAUCGGUUUGCUAGUCCGUCUCCUUCGCGAGAACAACCCGGAUAAUAUUCCCGUCAUUGAAAGUUUCCUCCGCUUACCUAUUUUGGCGGUGCUGGUGGAGUACCUUCUGGCCACGCGAGUCCUGCAAUACCAAUACCAGGGCGAUGAGAUUGUGGCGAGAGGAAGCAGAGCUAUCUCCCCAAAGUCCGAGUCCCCAUGGCGUCAAUCCUACUGCUGUGUGGCUGUGACUAUGGCUUGCGCAUGUUUGUCCGCUGUUUACGCAUACUACCCACUGCCAAAAUGGGUGAAGCUGGUCACGGAGAUGCUUCUUGCAUUGAGUGCAGUCUGGUUCAACUCAAUUGAUCUGGUGGGUAGUUUCAUGCAUGAGAAGGAGACUUCUGUCUGCUUUAUGGUAGCGACUCUGGUUGUGUCGUCCGUUUGGUAUGUGGGAUUGGAUAAUGUAGGUUGA